CUUUCCAACUGUGACACAGGAAGACACACUGAAAAUAGAAAAAAAUUCUAAAAGUCAUAUAGACAAAAUAAUCACUGAUUUGCUGCAGUUUAUGAACAUUUUCAUAAUAUUAUUCCAAUACAUUCCAGAAAGUACACAAAGGUUUGUGGCAAUCCUUAAGAUCACAGACCAGGACAGAAGACCAAGAGAUUUCAAAUUUUGAACCUUACAUCUAUAGCUUGGAAUACAUUAUACUUCACAUUUGAGAGGAGUGGAAACACUGACUUUGGCUGUCCAGUUCAUGAAGAGUGAAGAGGUAGUAAGGAAUAAGUUUGGAGUAACAUUUGACAAACAUGACCGACAGUGAAACAAAUAUAGCAGAGCAUUCAGAUAAUACUGUUGAAAGUCCAAGUGCUGAAGAUGCCAAUAGUCCAUGUUUUCAGUAUUAUGAAAAAACAAGAAGUGACCAUGAAAUGGAUGAAAAGAAUGAAGGAGACUCAAAAUUGUCUUGUAGAAAGUCUCCCAAGGAAAUGGUGGGAUUCUUUGAACUGCUGCGUUAUGCAGAUGCCUUUGAUAUCUUCCUCAUGGUCAUCGGCCUUAUCUGUGCUGCAGCCAAUGGGACAGGUCUGCCUAUUCUCAUCAUUGUAUUUGGAGACAUGACAGACAGCUUUGUCCUGAGUGGAAUGAAUGUAAAUGCAUCACUUAAUACUUCUGGUUGUUCAGAACUCCUUACAAUUGACAUAGAAGGUGAAAUGACUAGGUUUUCCUAUUACUAUGUCGGGUUAGGCUGUGCUGUUUUUAUCUUAAGUGUUUUCCAGAUUUGGACAUUUUUGGUCUCGGCUGGUCGCCAAAUUAUGAGAAUUCGGCAGAAGUUUUUCAGAGCGGUUCUUCAUCAAGAUAUGUCUUGGUUUGAUUCCACUCAGAUUGGGACCUUGAACUCAAGACUUACUGAUGACAUAAAUACCAUCCAUGAAGGUCUCGCUGAUAAGAUGUGCAUAUUUGUGCAGUUUCUUAGUACUUUUCUAUCUGGAAUUAUCAUUGGAUUUGUGUAUGGCUGGAAGCUAACACUGGUCAUCUUGUCAGUUAGUCCCCUACUUGGUGUGUCAGCAGCAAUCUGGACCAAGCUUGUUGCAUCAUUUACAUCAAAGGAGUUACAAGCCUACGCAAAGGCCGGUGCAGUAGCAGAGGAAAUUUUGACAACGAUUCGGACAGUCAUUGCUUUUAAUGGACAGCAGAAAGCUAUAGAUAAGUAUGAUGCCAACUUAAUUGAUGCCAGGAAUGUUGGAGUGAAAAAAUCUGUAACCUUAAAUGUAUCAAUGGGACUGUCACAGUUUCUCAUAUUUGGAGCGUAUGCCCUAGCAUUUUGGUAUGGAACAAGACUGACUGUGGAAGAACCUGAAAAUUACAGCAUUGGCAAAGUAUUAAUUGUAUUUUUCUCAGUGUUGGUCGGUACAUUCACACUUGGACAAGUUUCACCAAAUCUAGAAAGUAUUAGUAGUGCACAAGGAGCAGCUUUUGAGAUAUACAAGAUUAUAAACAAGCCUCGUCACAUCGAUAGUGACUCCCCUGAGGGCAACAAGCCAGACAAAUUAACUGGACACAUUGACUUUAAAAAUAUUCACUUUACCUACCCUAGUCGCCCAGAUGUACAGAUCCUUACUGGUCUGAACCUUAAGAUACCAGCUGGAAAGACCAUGGCUCUAGUUGGCAUGAGUGGCUGUGGGAAAAGCACAACUAUUCAGUUAUUACAGAGAUUCUAUGAUCCACAAGAGGGGGAGGUCAUGGUGGAUGGUCAAGAUAUUCGAUCACUCAAUGUUAAGUGGCUGAGAGACAACAUUGGGGUGGUCAGUCAGGAACCAGUCUUGUUUGGAACAACCAUUUGUGAAAACAUUCGGUUUGGAAGAGAUGGAGUAACUGAGCAAGAAAUUGAACAAGCAGCCAGAGAAGCCAAUGCGUAUGACUUUAUUUCCAAACUGCCUGAUCAAUUCAAUACAUUGGUGGGGGAGAGAGGGGCCCAGCUGAGUGGAGGACAGAAGCAGAGAAUAGCCAUUGCACGUGCUCUUGUACGAAAUCCAAAAAUUCUGCUACUUGAUGAAGCAACAUCAGCUCUGGACACACAGAGCGAGGCUGUUGUACAAGCUGCAUUAGAUAAGGCUAGAGCAGGUCGCACGACAAUAGUCAUAGCUCAUCGACUGUCUACUGUCCGAACUGCAGACAUCAUUGCCGGAUUCCAUGGUGGUAUUGUGGUGGAGCAGGGGUCACAUGAUGAUCUUAUGUGUAAAAAAGGAGUCUAUUAUUCACUUGUGAUGCUUCAGAACCAGGAUAAGGAAGAAGAAAAGAAUGGCUGUGGUAUAAGCUCUUUGGAAAUGAAAAGUUCAAAUGAAGACUGUAAGGAAGAUGAAAAAAUAGAUGCAGAAAAAACAGAAACAGUACAAGAUGUUGAAAAUGUGCUGGCUCCUAUCAAACGUGAAAGUUUUAAAACAGGAUCUGGAAGGAAAAAAAGUCAAACCCCAUCAAAAAGUGAUUCUGACAAGGAAAAGCCUAAAAAUCAAGAUAAUAACACAGAUGUACCUCUUAGAAGAAUUCUAGAGCUAAAUAAACCAGAAUGGUUAUACAUCAUAAUUGGAAUUGUAGCAGCUUCAAUCAACGGGGGAAUAUACCCAACAUUUGCCGUCAUUUUUGGAAAAGUUAUUGGUACGUUUCAGGAGCAGGACCCGGACCAAAGAAAUGAAAAAACUGCUUUAUUAUCAUUAAUGUUUCUUCUGCUAGGAGUGAUUAGCUUUACAGUUUAUCUUGCAAUGGGUUUUAUGUUUGGAAAAUCUGGAGAGAAUCUAACCAUGAGGCUUCGAUCCUUGUCAUUUAAAGCAUUACUCGGACAGGAAAUGGGAUAUUAUGAUGACCAUAAAAAUGCUGUUGGUGUACUACUGACAAGGCUUGCAACAGAUGCUUCUCAAAUUAAAGGAGCUACUGGGAGCCGACUGGGAUUACUCACAAUGACAGUGUGCACUCUGCUUGCCGCAAUCCUCAUUUCUUUUGUACAUGGCUGGCAGCUGACACUGCUUAUCUUGGCCUGUGUUCCAUUCUUGAUUGGAGCCAACAUCAUUAGGCUGAAGUCUAUAGCAGGACACGCAUCAAAAGAUCAAAAGGCCUUGGAAGAAGCUGGGAGAAUAUCAACUGAAGCUGUGGAAAAUAUACGGACGUUGGUGUCACUGACAAAAGAAGAUGCUUUUUAUGAAAAGUAUAAUGACAGUUUGCAAAGACCCUACAGAGAUUCUCUUAAGAAAGCUCCUCUCUAUGGAAUAACAUACGCCAUUGCACAGUCCAUGAAUUACUUUGUGAAUGCAGCAGUAUUCAGAUUUGGGGCCUGGCUCAUAGUACGCUGCUACAUGCAUUUUGAAAACGUUUUUAUAGUAUUUUCAGCCAUUAUGUUUGCAGCUAUAAGUGUGGGACAAUCAAAUUCUUUUGCACCAGAUUUUGGAAAAGCAAAGGCAUCAGCUUAUCGUAUUUUUCAACUUCUGGACAGAAAACCAGCUAUAGACAUCUACAGCGAAGAAGGAGAUACUUUGGAUGAGUUGGAGGGAAAUCUUGAAUUUAACAAGCUCAGAUUUGUAUAUCCAACAAGACCAAAUGUUCAUGUUCUACAAGGACUCAGUAUUAAAGUGUCUAAAGGCCAGACUCUGGCAUUAGUGGGGAGCAGCGGCUGUGGAAAAAGUACUUUGAUUCAGCUACUGGAGAGGUUUUAUGACCCUAUAGAAGGACAAGUGUUUGCUGAUGGAAUCGAUACUAAAUCUCUUAAUUUGAAAUGGUUGAGGUCUCAGCUUGGCAUAGUGUUGCAGGAGCCAGUUCUCUUUGACUUCUCUAUUCGCGAGAAUAUUCAAUAUGGAGACAAUAGUAGACUUGUUCCCCAGGAGGAGAUUGAAGAAGCAGCCAAAGCAGCCAACAUUCACACCUUCAUCAAGAGCCUACCAGAAGGGUAUAACACACGGGUCGGUGAUAAGGGAGCACAGCUUUCAGGUGGACAAAAGCAAAGGAUUGCCAUUGCCCGCGCUCUUGUUCGAAAGCCUAAAAUCUUACUGCUGGAUGAAGCCACUUCUGCUCUUGACACUGAAAGUGAAAAGGUUGUACAGCAAGCGCUGGAUGAUGCCAGGCAAGGGCGAACAUGCAUAGUGAUUGCUCACCGACUCACCACAGUGCAGAAUGCUGAUGUCAUUGCGGUGGUAAAGAACGGGAAGGUGGUAGAGCAAGGCAGUCACAACCAACUGCUGAAUAAACAAGAAGAAUAUUAUGCCCUUGUGAACUCCCAGAUCUCACACUAACAGACUGUUCAUAUCACUACAGGCAGUGUUAUAAAUAUCACUUAUAUAAAAUA
Molecule: messenger RNA, 4348 nt
Organism: Rana temporaria (common frog)
Lineage: Eukaryota; Metazoa; Chordata; Amphibia; Anura; Ranidae
Product: ATP-dependent translocase ABCB1-like
Exons: 29
Coding region: 333-4295 (1320 amino acids)
Biological process (GO): transmembrane transport
Cellular component (GO): membrane
Molecular function (GO): ATP hydrolysis activity; ABC-type transporter activity; ATP binding
Source: RefSeq, a predicted model, not a curated record